This is a messenger RNA of Linum tenue, 261 nucleotides long. NCBI's taxonomy places the organism in Eukaryota, Viridiplantae, Streptophyta, Magnoliopsida, Malpighiales, Linaceae. The record is from the annotation of a GenBank genome assembly.
AUGAGGAAAUCGGCUAGCACGAGGUCGGCGUUCGCCCAUUUCGAGGAAGUGGAAGUGGUGGAAGCGCGGAGGCCGACGACGGUGAAGGAAGGGAAGAGCAAGAAGUUGAUGGCGGAUGAGGAUGGAGGGGAGGACAGCGGGGUGGAUGCCAAGGCGGACGACUUCAUCAACAAGUUCAAGCAGCAGCUGAAGCUGCAGAGGGUCGACUCCAUAAUAAGGUACAAGGAGAUGGUGGGCAGAGGGAGUGGUACUGGGAAGUGA